This is a messenger RNA of Onthophagus taurus, 2367 nucleotides long. RefSeq names its product protein lin-54 homolog. Gene Ontology annotation, cellular component: nucleus. Gene Ontology annotation, biological process: regulation of DNA-templated transcription. The record is from RefSeq and is a predicted model, not a curated record. NCBI's taxonomy places the organism in Eukaryota, Metazoa, Arthropoda, Insecta, Coleoptera, Scarabaeidae.
UUUUAACCAUUGAGCUAAAAAGUGACGCGCUACAUAACCUCAAACGUCAAAUGAUUGUAAAACUUUAAUAUAUACUAAUUCAAAUAGUUUUCUCGCUUACUCGCUUUUUAUACAUGGUGUGUAUAUAAAAAAGUGUUAAUUACCGCAAAAUCAAUCAAAAGGAUGGAGAACGCUUCGCUACAAGAAACAAAUCUAACAUCCUUAAGUUCCUCCGAAUUAGAACAAUUCGCAGAACUCUCUCAAAACCUUAACAUUUCCUCUGAUAUAGAUAAUCAAGAUGUCUGUAUAGCUUCCGAGGAGGAAAUGUCUAUGGUGCAUAUUGAAGAAGCCGAAGAAGAAGAACUCGUUCAAACUGAUUUGGGCGCGCAAGAAAUUGAGAUUGAAAUGGAGCCCGAUAACGCGGAGGAAAUCCUUCCCGAUGUUAAACCCAAAUCGGUUCCUCCUUUACGGCCUUUAAGCAUCGCUCCAAAACCUACUAAAAUGCCCUACGCUAUUAAACCUGUGGCGGGACAACAACUUUUAUUAGUACAAGGAAAUGGACAACAAUUUAAAAUUUUAUCCCCUCAAACGAUAAAUUUAUCAAAUGUUCAACUAGGAAAGCCACUUGCUAUAAAGCCGACUAUAAAAUCGGUGACUCAAGGGAGUACAACCCCCAAACAAGUAGUGAUGAAAAAGUUACAACCCGUAUCAAAACCGGGGCAAUUAAAAACUUACGAUAAUAAACAAAUCGUGGUGGUUCAAAAAAGUGAUGUGCAACCUAAAGUUGUGACACAAGUCUCUACGUCGAUUUCAACACCGACUAAAACGAUUACGUUGGCUCAAGCUCAACAAAUGGGGUUGUUGCCGAACACCAAGUUGGUGCCGCAAACGGCUGGAGCUACGACUAAACAUGCCAUUUUGUUGAAUAAGCCGCAACAAAAAGGGUUGAGAUUGGUCCGUACUCCAGCGAAGAUACUUCCUGCACCUUCAGCUCAAGUAAACACAGUGGUAAAACAGCCUCAACGUAUUUUACUGAAAUCGACGAGCAGUCCGACGCUGAUCGCUCCAAAUCAGUUGAUUCAAGUCGGCGGAAACCAGCCCAUAUCCGCAGGACAAAUCCACCAAAUUAAUAUUCCAGGAAAGGGGGUCCAAUACAUUAAAUUUGUAACAACCCAAUCCGAUUCCGGGACUAACACAACAACAAGUACAACAACGAAAACCUCCCAAACAGUUACGGUCGGAAACAAAGUUGUUGCUUUAGCUAAUAACUCGGAGAGUGGAAACAUUGUUUUAUCGGAGGUUAAAUCAACAUCGAAAGCGAAUGUAAUCACCCCAAAAGGCACCAAGCCGUUAUCCGGGGUUCAAUCUCAAAGUAUCAUAAACAACUCGGCCGGUCAGCUUUUAAUGGUCCCGGCGAGUUAUUUACAAAGAACCUCAACCCCUAAAGUACCAGUUCCAAUUCGAUCUUCAGUAACAAAAACGAUUAGUUCAGAUGCGGUGGUCCCCCAAAACGAAACGAUCAACUUAGAAACGAAUGGAAUGCGCCCAAGGAAACCUUGCAACUGCACAAAAUCACAAUGUUUAAAACUUUACUGCGAUUGCUUCGCAAACGGCGAAUUCUGCUUUAUGUGUAACUGCAUGAAUUGUUACAAUAAUUUAGAUAAUGAAGAACAUAGACAAAGGGCGAUUAAAAAUUGUUUGGAUCGAAACCCCAACGCUUUUCGUCCAAAAAUUGGGAAAUCUAAAGAUUUGGGUGAAUUGCCGAUACGAAAACACACCAAAGGGUGUAAUUGCAAACGAUCGGGGUGCUUAAAAAAUUAUUGCGAGUGUUACGAAGCGAAAAUUGCGUGUUCGAGUAAUUGUAAAUGUAUUGGAUGCCGGAAUAUUGAGGAUACCAUGGAUAAAAAGACUGUUAGACCUCAUAAUGUUGAGGUGGUGUUUGGAAGAUCUCAAAAUCAACAUAAUAAUGUUGCGAUGCCACCAGAAAAUAUCUUGCAAAUUCGACCAAAAAAAGUUCCAAAUAAUAAACACGCAUUAAACCAUAUUGGUGUUAUAGAAGCAACGGCUAGUUGUUUAUUUGCUGUAGCUGGUUCGUUAGAAGCCAAUGGGGAAUCGGAAGAAGAUAUAAAAGGCCGUGUGAUUGAAGAGUUCGGUAAAUGCUUAAUGGAUAUCGUUAACACCUCAAGAAAUAAAAAUGUAAAUUCAUAUUGACCGUUACGUUUAAGUCCAAUUUUAAUUUUUAAUCGGUUUAUUUUAUUAGGAUUAACUUCAAAAUCAAUUUGUAUUUCAUUCAGUUAGUUUUCAUUUAGAAUCAUAUUUUUAGGCUUUAUUGUAUUAUACUAUAUUAGAUAGUUUAUGUAAGAAUAAAGUUUUUUUUGGGACUAAAAA